CCCCAGCCCAUGUCAGACCAUAGCAAUGAUCUUCCUCUUUGACCCUAAUACUGGGAGGUAGAGACAAGUAGAUCCUUUGUGUUUUCUUGCAAGCCAGCCUAGGCUAGUGGAUGAAUCAAUAGCAUAUAGGGUGCUGGGUUUGGAGGCACAGGCCUUUAAUGCCAGCAUCCAGGAGACAGGCAGGUGGGCUACAUGUUAAGACCCUGUCAAUAGGGACUGAAGAGAUGGCUCAGCAGUUAAGAGCACUGACUGCUCUUCCAGAGGUCCUGAGUUCAAUUCCCAGCAACCACAUGGUGGCUCACAAGCAUCUGCAAUGGGAUCCAAUACCUUGUUCUGGUGUGUCUGAAGACAGCUAUAGUGUAUUCAUAUAAAUAAAAUGAAUAAAUCUUUAAAAAAGAAAAGAAAAAAGACCCAGUGAGGGCAGGCGGAUAUCUGAGUUCAAGGCCAGCCAGGGCUGCAAAGUGAGUACUAGGACAGCCAGUGCUACACAGUGAAAUCUUGUCUUGAAAAACAACAGAAAAACUCUUGCUCUCUCUUACUCUUUUUUUCUUUUAGAAGAUUUUUUUUAUAAUUUUUUUCUUUUUUAAGAUUUUAUUGUAUUGGGCUGGAGAGAUGGUUCAGCAGUUAAGAGCACCACUGCUCUAACAGAGGUCCUGAGUUCAAAUCCUAGUAACCAUAUGGUGGCUCACAACCAUCUGCAAUAGGGAUCUGGUGCCCUCUUCUGGUGUGUCUGAAGGCAGCUACAGUGUACUCAUACACAAUAAAAUAAAAAAAUUUUUUUAUUUAUGUGAGUACACUGUUGCCAUCUCCACCUCCACAUGGAUGUUGUGGCAAGUAUCCACAGCGACAUACCCACACACACAAAUGUAAAAAUUCUAAAACAGGGCUGUGACCUGUAACACCAGCACUGUGUGUGUGGAAGAGUGGGGAUGAGGAUCUCUGGGACUUGUUAUCUGCCAAGCUACUUUGAGCUUCAGUGAGAGACUGCCUCAGCGGAUUAAAGUGGAGAGCCACAGAGCAGAAAAAUUAGCCAUCCUUUGGCCUCUGCUCACACACAAGCACAAGGGCCUUGAAUAUUGCUCAGAAAGUGCUGUAUCACUGAGCAGUGACACCUCAGUUUGGUGUUUUGAGGCAUUCUGACUAAGCUCACCCCUAAAGCCUCUGGAAAUUGGUAUCAUUUACCCUUUAUCACAGGGCAAGAGACUAUUAAGGGUCUACCCAGUACCUUUGCCCAUGAAUAGCAGGUUCUGUAUAGCAACUCUUUGGAAAUGUGGGACAAUGGUGCCCUCUGCCGGCAGAGGUGACAGAUAUAGUUUACAUUGACAGUAAAUCACUUGACUUUAUCUCUGUUCAGUGCACCGGGGACACAUGAGUGUACACACACACACACACACACACACACACACACACACACACACACACCAUUGAAUAAUUGUGAGGGUCCAGGUUCUGGGCUUUAGGUUUCUUUUGUAAUGAUAGGAAUCCUUUGACAAAAAAUGACUGAGACUACAUGCUGGGUCCUUGAAUGAACACAGAAUGACAGAGACUGGUGUUAGGGACUACAUGUAUGAAGACACAAAUACAUCUAUCUUUCUGCCGUGUGUAUGUGAGUAUGUGUGCAGAGGACUCAACCCAGAGCCUUGUGCAUGCCAGGCAGGAAGCGCUUGUUUAUAAAGAUUUAUUAUGUGUAUGUAAGUAUUUUGCCUGAAUGUGUGUGUACCUGCCUGAUCAAAGGAGGACAUCAGAUCCCCUGGAACUGGAGUUACAGGGGGCUGUGUGUGCUAGGUAUCCGAUGUCCUCUGGGGACAUGCUCUUACCUGCUAACUCAUUAGUCCUUAUUUUGAUUUUUUUUAAAAUAAUUUUACGUGCAUCGGUGUUUUGCCUGCACGUGUGUUCAUGUGAGGGUGUCAGAUCUUGGCAUUACAGACAGUUGUGAGCUUCCACGUGGUUGCUGGGGAUUUGAAUCCAUUUCCUCUGGAAGAGCAUUCAGUGCUCUUAACUGCCCAGCCAUCUCUCCAGUACACACACACUUUUUGAGGCAAGCCUUGAAAUCACUAUAUGGUAGAGGAUGGUUUUGAAAUUUUGACACUCAUCUUUACUUCCUGGCUGUGGGAUUGCAGUAGCGCCCUACAAUGCCAUGUUUUGUUUUGGAGGUAGCCUAUAAUAUAGCCUUAACAGUCCUGGAGCUUGCAAGGCAGUGUAGACUAGCCCCAAACUCAAAGGAGUGCAAUAACCUGCUCUGUUCAAUCUUUUUUUUUUUUUCUUUUUGUGAGAUGGGAUCUCUCUGUAACCCAAGCUGGCAGGAAACUCACUGUGCUGUGUUGAUCUCUAACUCCACACAAUCCUUUUGCCUCAGCCUCCCAAAUCUUGGGAGCAUAUUGGACUGUUGUAUUUUAUACAACAGAAAAACAUGUCUUGAAGUGUUUUAAAAUACAUUUAUUGUAUGUCCGCCCAUACGAAUUUGAAUGGCUGUCUUGUAGAUCCCAGAAACUCAGGUCAUCGGGCUUGGCGCCGUGUAUCUUCACUCACUGAGCAAUGGCACUGGGCUUUAGAACCGUUUUCGUUAUAGAGGGAAAGUGUCAGCAAUGGGAUCUGGAAGUAGUACAUCCAGUGUGGAGGGUGUAGGCGUCAGUUGCCAUGGUUCCUGAUACCUCCCAGAUCACGUGAUUCCGGGCAACAUGGCUCUGUCCACUGUGGUGUCAGCCCACGUGGUUCCGGAACUGAAAAUGGCGGCGGUAGGCAGCCCAGGUUCGCUUGAGUCCGCUCCACGAAUCAUGCGGCUAGUCGCUGAGUGCAGUCGCUCCAGAGCUCGGGCCGGUGAGCUGCGGCUGCCGCAUGGAACGGUAGCCACCCCUGUGUUCAUGCCUGUGGGUACACAGGCCACCAUGAAGGGUAUCACCGCGGAGCAGCUGGACUCCCUGGGCUGCCGCAUCUGCUUGGGCAACACCUACCAUCUGGGGUUGAGGCCGGUGUGUGGAUUCGAUCCGGGGGUGGGCGGUGAGGGGGCCGCCUUGCCGGGACACGCCUCAGGAAAUGUCAUUCUAGGUCCGGAGCUGAUCCAGAAAGCUCACGGUCUUCACGGUUUCAUGAAUUGGCCCCACAAUCUGCUGACGGAUAGCGGCGGCUUCCAGAUGGUGUCUCUCAUCUCCUUGUCCGAGGUGACGGAGGAGGGCGUCCGCUUCCGCUCGCCCUAUGAUGGAGAAGAGACACUUUUGAGCCCAGAGAGGUCGGUGGAGAUCCAGAACGCUCUGGGCUCGGACAUCAUCAUGCAGUUGGACGAUGUGGUGAGCAGCACGGUGACAGGCCCUCGAGUGGAGGAGGCCAUGCACAGGUCAGUCCGCUGGCUGGACAGAUGCAUCGCAGCCCAUAAGCGUCAGGACAAGCAGAACCUCUUUGCCAUCAUCCAGGGCGGACUGAAUGCUGAUCUUCGGACCACUUGCCUGAAAGAGAUGACCAAGAGGGAUGUGCCGGGCUUUGCCAUCGGAGGUCUGAGCGGAGGAGAGAGCAAGGAGCAGUUCUGGAAGAUGGUGGCAUUGAGCACCUCCAUGCUGCCUAAGGACAAGCCACGCUACCUGAUGGGGGUUGGCUAUGCCACCGAUUUGGUGGUCUGCGUGGCCCUUGGAUGUGACAUGUUCGACUGUGUAUACCCCACACGGACAGCGCGUUUUGGAUCCGCCCUUGUGCCCACUGGGAACCUGCAGUUGAAGAAGCAGCAGUACGCCAAGGACUUCAGCCCCAUAAACCCCGAGUGUCCCUGUGCCACCUGCCAGACGCACAGCCGCGCCUUCUUGCACACCCUGCUGCACAGUGACAACACCGCAGCGCUGCACCACCUCACCGUGCACAACAUUGCCUAUCAGCUGCAGCUCCUGAGCGCCGCGCGCAGCAGUAUCUUGGAACAGCGCUUUCCCGACUUCGUGCGGAACUUCAUGCGGACCAUGUAUGGGGACCACAGCCUCUGUCCUGCCUGGGCCAUUGAAGCACUGGCCUCUGUGGGAAUCACACUCACAUGACCUGGUUGCUGGGGAAGGACGCUGGGGUACAGGGAAUAUUGAAGGACUCUUUUUUACAAAAGAUUUUGUUACUACUUUUUGUUUUCAUUUAAGAUCUUGUAUCUUUUAAGAUCUCCCUGUCUUCUUUCUUCCUCAUUGUAGUUGGAUUUCUCGAUUCUCGGUAAGAAGUAAACCAGAGAGUGGAGGUGU
Rattus norvegicus (Norway rat) is the source of this 4202-nucleotide messenger RNA. RefSeq names its product queuine tRNA-ribosyltransferase catalytic subunit 1 (gene Qtrt1). Gene Ontology annotation, biological process: tRNA modification; tRNA wobble guanine modification. Gene Ontology annotation, molecular function: tRNA-guanosine(34) queuine transglycosylase activity. NCBI's taxonomy places the organism in Eukaryota, Metazoa, Chordata, Mammalia, Rodentia, Muridae. The record is from RefSeq and is a predicted model, not a curated record. Gene Ontology annotation, cellular component: mitochondrial outer membrane; cytoplasm.